Messenger RNA from Dacryopinax primogenitus, 1614 nucleotides. RefSeq names its product Pkinase-domain-containing protein. Gene Ontology annotation, molecular function: protein kinase activity; ATP binding. The record is from RefSeq and is a predicted model, not a curated record. The transcript has 2 exons. The coding region runs from base 1 to 1614 and encodes 537 amino acids. Gene Ontology annotation, biological process: protein phosphorylation. NCBI's taxonomy places the organism in Eukaryota, Fungi, Basidiomycota, Dacrymycetes, Dacrymycetales, Dacrymycetaceae.
AUGAGUGGCUAUGGAUCUGCAGCUUCCACCAUCAAGGCAUCGUCUCACCUCUCGUCGCCUGCACCAUCACCCACACCAAACCCACACAUCCAGCUACAGCCCGCGACCAGUUGGUCGACAGGACCGCCGGUCAUCGAUUUGCCUAUUAUUGACGACGUGGAUGAGGGAUAUGAUGAUGGAGGAACUCUUUGGAUCACACCACCUCAGCCUCUUCCUCCAAACGCGGCAAACCGAAGACCGCUGGUGCCGCCCAUCCAGACAGAACAGAUCAACGGCCAGCCGAACGGGCGACCAAGCCCAUCCCACGGUAUCUCUCCUCUCGGAAGUGCCGGUCAGCCAUCCAGCGACAAGGGCUAUGGCGAUUGGGAAUUGCGUCCUCAGCCAGAGGAUGUGUACGAUAACCUCGACCAGUUCUUCCCGGGUCAUGAUCUUGACAAACCUGUUCUGGAGACCGCCUCGGCUGGUGGCAAGUCCCCUGUUGAUGACGUCGCACCUCUUGGCCAGACCCCUGCCGCGGGUGCAACCCCGAAGUCCAAGCAUAAGAAAUCAAUUCGAUAUGUAGCUAAUGUUGCGCGGAAGCAGCUGCAUGAUGCGGAGGCCGGUGACGAUCAGAAGACUAUCAUGAAGCGCAAGAGGACGACAAAGCUCUGGAACAGCAAGAUCGAGGAAGUCGCUCCUGGUCAGGGGCUCCAAACGCCUUCUGAGCCAGAGUCGCCUGCCGUACCUGGUCAGCGGCCGACUGUGCGGUAUACAAAGGGUCAGCUGAUUGGCAAGGGUACAUAUGGGCGUGUGUACAUGGGCAUGAACUUGGCAACUGGUGAAAUGCUUGCGAUCAAGCAGGUCGAGCUGCCGAAGACUGCCUCGGAUCGCGCAGAUAACAGGCAGCAACUCGUGGUGGACGCUAUCAAAUCCGAGAGCAAUACGCUGAAGGACUUGGAUCACCCGAAUAUCGUGCAAUAUCUGGGCUGCGAGGAAACCGAGGAUUUCUUCAAUAUCUUCUUGGAGUAUGUUCCUGGAGGCAGUGUGGGCCACACCCUGCGGCGAUACGGUCGAUUCCGGGAAGAUGUCAUCAAGAACAUAACCAGCCAGAUCCUUGAGGGGCUUGCCUAUCUCCACGCAAUGGGAAUCACUCAUCGAGACCUGAAGGCAGACAACAUCCUGAUCGACCAUGAGGGCAACUGUAAGAUCUCCGACUUUGGGACAUCCAAGCGUGCCCAGGACGCCUAUGCCAACCAAGCGGGAGCAACACUGAUGACUGGUUCGAUUCCUUGGAUGGCACCUGAAAUGUUCAUGAGCCAAGGCGAAGGGUAUGGUGCCAAAGUCGACAUUUGGUCCAUUGGCUGCGUUUUCCUCGAAAUGUGGGCUGGCGAGCGCCCGUGGAGCCAGGACGAGCUCUAUCAGGUCAUGUACAAGGUCAUGACGACCAAGUCGGCGCCGCCUGUACCCGAGAACACCCAUCUGACCCCUGGAGCUGAGGAAUUCCGUUUGAAGUGCUGCGCUAUUAAUCCCGAAGACCGACCCACCGCCGCCGAGCUGCGAAAGGAACCGUACCUCAUCCUGCCCAAAGACUGGAAGUUCCCAACGCCUUUCUCCACAAUAUCUGCUGUCGAUUAG